Lolium perenne is the source of this 3077-nucleotide messenger RNA. RefSeq lists its product as uncharacterized. Lineage: Eukaryota; Viridiplantae; Streptophyta; Magnoliopsida; Poales; Poaceae. The record is from RefSeq and is a predicted model, not a curated record.
UUUAUACCAGACCAUUUAACGAUGGCCCAUUACAAGUUCAAAUGCAGGCUCAGCUCAGUAGAGAGCAAUCGCAGCGCAUCUGCGCAUGUCCAUCCCGCAAAAAAAAACCCUAAUCUCGAUCUCAACUUCCUCACCGGCGGCGAAAUUCAGAGCCGGCGCAGGGGGAGGAGCCCGAGUCCUCAACAUGAGCGCACACACCGUCGACGGCACACCGGCCGAGGGAGACGUCUCUGGAGCGAAGUCAAGACCGAGGAGGGGAAGAAAGCCCUCUCCCUCGCCAAUCAGAGCGGGCUAGAUGCCGUGGAAAGGGAGAAGGCUGUGUCCCUCGCCGUCCGUAGCGGGCUAAAAGCCGAGGUGGCCGUCUACCUCGCCGUCCGGGGCGGGCUCGAGGCCGAGCAGGUGAAUAAACUCCUCAAUGACGUCGUUCAGCGCGGGCUCGAGGCCGAUGAGGCGGAGAAGAUCCUCUACCUCGCCGUCCGGAGCGGGCUAAAUCCCGAGGAGACCCUCUCCGUCGCCAUCCGCACAGGGCUGAAGACUGAGGAAGAGAUCUACGCUGUCCUCCUGAAGAAGCUACUCGCCGCCUUGUAUGAGCCAGAGGAGGACCCCGAGCUGGAUGAGUGGGUGCGUCCCACCAGGAAGAAAAACUCCCCAAAAUUCCCCUUCUUCCUCUUCAAGAUGAAGGCAUCCGCCAAGAAGGCGCAAGUCUCGUGGUGGCGCAAGAAGUACGACAUCUUCCCUCCCGAGCGACCUGGAUACAACUACGCUGGGCGCGUCUUGCGCCUCGUGAUCGGACCAGACGGGUUUAAUCUCGAAGGGCCAGGUGAUGGCGGGCAGCCGGGAGCUCUCUCCUUCCACACCGACGUGCGCUACAUGGGGUGGCCGCGUCCCAAAGAAGGCAUCUUCAUGGAGGGCUCCUCUGUGCCGCUAAGGGAGGUUGCCGUUAUCAAGAGGCUGCCUGCCGGCGACGGGAUCGCAAUUAUGUCCUACGUGGAAGGACUUGGUGUUAAGCUGGGUGAUAUUCUCUUUGUGUUGCACUGCUGGUCUGUCACCGUGGCCCUCAGCUUCACCGAAAAAUCGUUCUAUGUCUCUGACAAGUUUAAGGAGGAACCACUGUAUGCAAGGGAAGGUCUCGAUUUCAUAGACAUUACCGUUCCCGUGGAGAACCUGAUCAGGAAGCUUUACAUGAUGUAUGAGCUAGAGGAGCAAGAUAAAAGGAAAAUGCAGGAGAAGCAAAAUCAUGUGGCGACAGCAGGGAAUCUGAUGUGCCAGCAAGAGGAACUGAGGAAGCUGGAGCAGGAGAAACGGGAAGUCUUGAAGCAGAAAAGGGAAGAGACAAAGAAAUAUAAGUCCAUGCGAGAGGAAAUGAAGAAGAUGUUUCGAAAACCAAUCACCGAAGAAGAACUAGAAGCACUCCGGCAGUCCAAAGGCAGAAGAAGGACGAUAAAAAGAAGUAUUCCAUACGAGGCAGAAUCUGAUUGGGUGAACCUAUUUGAAGAGGAGCCACGCCAAGGUGAUGGAAGUUGCAACGGGUCACUUGAGAAUUCUAUGGAGCCUAUAUUAUAGAUUGAUCGGCUUAAACUUGGUGGAGGUGGAAGCCGGACAAGUAAUGGAAUAGCCGCAUGACAUGACAGGAGGUCAUGAAGGUGCAACUUUUCUUACUAUAGCUAUGUUAUUGGACUUACUGCUUAAUACAACACUUCCAAUCCAGUAGCGAUAAUAUGGGAUAAGACUUGAGAUGAUAUGCCCUGAAUAUGUCAUGUUUCACCCAUUAGUGUUAACCGUGAAAAAAAUGUCUACCUCAUUCAUAAGAAAGUAAGCCAUUUAAAUUUAAUUCUAAAAAAUCCAGUGAACAACAACAAAAGAGAGCAGCCACUACAAAAAAAAAUGCAGCUAAUGCAUAGGAGAACAGAUAUUUUGCAACCCUGGGUCGGAUGUUUAAAUCAUUAAUUUCCUUCCAUUUCUUGAUCUGUUUCCCUCUAGCACCUGUUAGUUAUUACUGAUGAACACGCUUGUGAAUUAUGAUAUCUGACUUGUAGUUCUAACAUUUUCUUUAAUGAAAGUUUCAGUUCAGAAUUUUUGGAGCUUUGUGAAUUACAAUAUGUUCUACUUGAGAGUUUCAAAUCAAUAUGUUCGACCUAGGUGGAGGUCGAGGCAGGGCAAGCAAGGGAACAGUCGUGUGACAGAAGGUCAUGAAGGUUCAAUUUUUCUUAUUGUAGCUCUGGUGUUGGACUUAUACUGCUUAAUCCUCUCAUAAGGCAUGCCUGUAAAGUAGACAAUAAUACAAAUCCACGGCAGAUUAUAUCGGGUAGUGUAAUAUGCUCCUGUAUAUGCCCUGUUUCACCCAUUAGUGUAAAAGAAUGUUAACCUCAUUCAUAAGAAAGUAAGGCAUUCAAAGUUAAUUAUAAGAACAACCAGUGAUAAACAAUAAAAGAGUGUAGCCACUACCAAAAAUGCAACUAAUGCAUAGAAGGAGAACAAAUAUUUUGCAACCCUGGGUUGGAUAUUUAAAUCUUUAAUUCAUUUCUUUAUCUGUUUUCCUUUAGAACCUGCUGGUUAUUACUGAUUGACUCACUUACUUCGUGCAAUGGUGAUGCAAGGGCUGCUCUCGGUUUCAUAGACAUCACCGUUACUGUGGAGAAUCCAAUCAGGGAGCUUUACGUGAUGCAUGAGCUAGAAGAGGAAGCUAAAAGAAAAAUGCAUUAGAACCAAAAUCAUCUGGUGACAGGGGAGCUGAUGUCCAGUGAAAGGAGCUGGGUUCCAGCUAGAGAAGUUGGAGCAGAAUAAUCGGCAAGUCUUGCCGAAGAAAAGGGUCAACACAGAAAUAUAAGAACAUGCGAGAGAAAAUGAAGAAGAUGGUUCGGGAAGCAAACACCGAAGAAAAACAAGGGCACCAUGAUGAAUAUGGAUAAGUGUGCUUUGCUGCGCUAGAGCCUUGUGUUAUGGAGGACAUGUCUCAUCUCUUGAUAAUAGAAUGAGUUAAUAACACUGUGCAUACAUAAACUUGUCUAUUAUGUGCAAAUUCAUACAUAAACUUGUAAGCGGUGAUAAACUGGUCCAUUAACUUGUGAUGGAUGUGC